This is a messenger RNA of Neoarius graeffei (lesser salmon catfish), 9214 nucleotides long. RefSeq names its product cilia and flagella associated protein 54 (gene cfap54). The record is from RefSeq and is a predicted model, not a curated record. The transcript has 69 exons. Lineage: Eukaryota; Metazoa; Chordata; Actinopteri; Siluriformes; Ariidae. The coding region runs from base 1 to 9042 and encodes 3013 amino acids. Gene Ontology annotation, biological process: cilium assembly. Gene Ontology annotation, molecular function: protein binding.
AUGGAGCCUUUACCAGCUUCAUAUUAUGGAGCCUUAGAUAAAUCUAACCCUGUUAUUUCCGCUUUUGAGAAGGAUUUAAAAGAGUUUAAGUUGUAUAUGAAAAGAGUUCAUGAUUCGCCAACCUUCGACCACUUCUCUCAUUCAAGAGGGUCUUUGAAACUGUUUGAGAUCUGGAAGAAAUAUGAACCUUGUCUCCCAAGCCUUUAUUAUGAGGAGCAUCUGCUGGACAUUGCAGAUUUUCUUUUCGAGAAUAAAUUUUACAGAUUGGCGCUGUGGCAAGGAUACACACGCUACCUAUACCGGUUCUCCCCUGCUAGUUUGGAGAACGUCAGCGAUGUGGAGCAACUCAAGCAGGGCUUCUUCCCACAUGGCUUUCAAACUGCAGGAGCAAAGUUUACACUCCGUGCUCUGUAUGGGGAAUGCUUGUGUACUUUUUACUUGGAACGCGAGAAGUGCAAGCAGCCAGAUUACAUCGGGAUGCAGAAACUGUUCAGCAUUCUAGCAUUUUUGCGCAUCAUUAUGCAAGCCAUCCUGCCCCAUGAGAGUCUGUGCUGGCUGUUGUACAAUGGUUCUUUGUACAUCUAUAACAUAUGUAGGUUCUUGAUGUCCAUGAGUCACUCUGCACAGGCUCUGCAGUAUUUACUAUGGGCAUGUGUGUGUCUGGAGACAUCCAUCCCACUGCAAACUCCAAGUUUCCUGUCCUGGAGGGCUACACUGUACUGUAGUGUUUGUGAAUGUUACUAUGAUGGCCAGGCUGCUGUGCAGGCAGAGGUGUUUGCUCGACGAGCUCUUGGUAAAAUAGAUGAACUAGGGAAGUUGGAGAAGUUGAGUGGGGUUCCAUCAUCACCAGACACAAAACAAGCCUUUAAAGACGCCACCAUCAAAGUUGCAGUCAUGGUGUUUAAACGCUCAGUGUAUGAAUCUCGGAGAAAACCUAAAGGAUUUUUCAGGUUGAAACAGAAGGGCAGUCUCAGGGAUGAUCAGCAUAACCCAUGGCCUCGUACAACAACUGAGCGCAUCUUGAUGGAGCUGUUUGACGGAAAUGCUGCUCAGUUCCUUGCAGUAUUGGCGGCUCUGUCGGACAGUUCCCGCAGACCCCUGCAGACUGGCAUACCGGAUGACCCCGAUAUACAGAAGGUGGCAUUCGAGCUCAUGUCCGCUGGCAUCAGCUUACUAUCCGGAAAUGCUGGUUCCUCUGACCGAGUCCGCAAUGAAAGCUUGCCUUUGUCUUUGAAUGCCCUCGCUCCUAAUUGCAGCCUCAUGGAGAUGGCAGUAGCUGGGAAAAAUCAAAUUUCAGUGGAUGCUGCAGUGAAGUUUGUGAAGCUCCUGUUUAGAUAUGAACAGUGGGACAUGUUUUGCAACCUUUCAGACAACCUUGUGACAGUACUGUCUAGCCUGGAGGGUAAUGUCUUCCGGAAAGCUGAGCUGGAGCUUACUCUACUGGAGGCCAUGGAGCGUCUUGUGUCUACUCAAAGGGUCCAGCUGGGGAUUAAAGACCACAUGGCUGACAUUCAAACUGAUAAAGACCAAUCUUCAGAGCUAAUUAGCAUGACAGAUGCGCUCCUAAAUCUGGUCCAGACGCUGCAUGUGUCUGUGUCUGAAGCAGCCCAGGACAUCAGACCAGAUGAGGACCUGGUCCUGGAUAUUUUACUGUUCCUCUGGACGAAAUGUAAGCUUGUGUUUCAGAGAGCUCAGGCUGGACACUCUGACCCAGCAUGCUACAUGGCCAAAAUGGCCUUCCCAGUCAAGUGGGUCCAGACUCUGUUCCUUCUGUGUGAAGUGGCCUAUAUGUGUCAGCUGGCUGAUAUAGACCCGGUGGCAGUGGCUGAGAUGACUCUUAGACUGACCUCAGUGCUGGAGGACAAUGCAGACUCACCUCCACUGAUCAUCCCAACAGAAGGCAGCAGUCUACAGUCCACCCCUGCAGAGAAACCUACAGUCACACUGAGUAUGAACUCGCAAACAGAACGUCUUGAGCUGGCAUGGACUAUGCUGGAGAAAGGCCUGGAGUGUGUGUCAAGAGGCAGGACUGCACGUCUCCCUCGUGAUGCCUCUGCCAUCUGUGAUACUGUGUACCUACAGAAGUUUAGCAGAGAACAUUUGAGACCUGGAGAUGGACAGACUGAGAGCGCUAGCAGUUCAUGCAUGAGAUCUCUUGCAAUGGAUAUGCAUAUGGAACUAUUGGCUUUCCAGCACAGAGUGUCUCUCAAACUCCUAGAUACUUACCCAGACGAUGAGAAUCCUGAAGAGAGAAAGAGGCCACUUAUGCAGAGUGCACAAGGGCAGUCUACUGCUGUGCAUUCAAAGAGAGCCAGAGCAGAAUGUGCACUGCAAGAGAAGAUGAAGAAGAAUAAAAUCUCCAAAGUUUUGUUUCUGGUGCAGAAGGCCUUAGUCUCCUAUAAAAAAGAUGCUACUAACAGAGGCACCAAAAAGCUACUUGAGGAGGCUUUGGCAUUACUGGAGAAAGCAGGUGUUGAGGAGAAGCAGCUGGUCGGUGCUGCUACUUCUGCAGAGAUGGGAUCAGGAGUGGAAAAAGGGUGUCGACCUCCUCCACCUCCUGUGCUGCUGUCACGCAGUAACCGAUCUUUAACUUUCACACCAGCGCCAUAUGUGCUGGAAGAGCAGGUUUGCUGGUACCGUAUUUAUGGUAGAGAAGUCGAAGGUGUCAGACUGAAAGUGCGGAUUGGAGACUGCCACCUGGUUGGCACUGGUGAAACGAUUCCUUCUCGAGGAGAACGCUUGUUUUGCAUAAGUGGCUUGGAGCCCAACCAGAAGUAUACCUUUGCUGUGGCAGCUUAUGAUGCUCAGGGCAACCUGAUUGGAAACAGUAUUGGAGAUACCUCCAGGCCGGUCCUAGCCUCCCUCCCCUUGCCUCUGUUGUCAGCCUGGGCACAUCUGGCUCAAGUGGCCUAUCGAACAGGCCAGCAUGCACUAGCCAAGAAAGCCUGCAGUGAGAUUUGGAGCCACUUUACUCUUCCGUCAGUUGCAGAUUCUGGAGCCUGUCAGGAACCGGUGGAUGAGGAAGCUCCUGAGGGACUUGCCCAGACAAAAUUGUGUCCAGAGAUAUUGCAGCUCUCCUCUCCUCUACUGCAGCAGCUUUUCCUCACCUCAGUCUUCAUACAAACCGACAUCCACAUCCAGGAGAAAGCACUAUACUGUGACUCCCUCAGUGAUGGAAACCCUUUGAUCUGGGGACAGGAGGCUAGACUUGCAGAGUGUGAGAGGAUACUUGUGGCCAUAGACCUGGCUCUACAUCUCAAUGACAGUAGUGCAGCUUUACAGGCUGUAGUCACCUGCUACGGCCUCCUGGUACCUCUUAUCUUCUUUCAGAUUCCAUCAGACCCUGUGAUUCAGGUGCUUUUGAAGUGUCUGAUGGUGCUGCAGGAGAUUCCAGCUGCACUCAAACAGAAAAGACCUCUCGCUACGACUGAAUCACUAUAUCAUAUGGUGGCCUGCAUCACACACUAUCUAGCCAAGGGCUUGCAAGCCUUGAAAGAGGACUGUAUGGCAUCUUCAGUGAUGGAACAGGGCAAGCAGCUCCUACUGGAAAUAAAUGAGAAUCUCCAGCAGCGUGAUAGAAAACCCCAAAAGAAGGUAGUGGCUGAAGAGGAGGGUGAACCUAGUGAGGAGUUGAAGGCUUUGACGUCUAUUGCAUUGAAGCAGCAUGAAAAAAUGAACACGCUUGUAAACUGUGACAGCCCAGCCUCGAGCAAAGAAGCAGCAGACUGUUUGGAUUAUGACCUCAGUGGAAAAGAGGACCCCAAAAUUCUGCACAAGGUCAUUGGUUCCAGCUCCCUCAGGAAUGCUUUCAAAAAUGUGAUGAAGUUUAAACAGACGUCUUGCUUCAUGGAGUUUGCUGCACUCCUGCUGCAGAAAGCUUUGCAAGAGGAUCAAUUGAAACUGAUAAUACAGUGGGGGGAAAAAAUCUUCAGCUGGAUUAAGAGCCGAGAUGUACAUUUGGUGUUGUCAAAGGAGCCUUACGGGAACUUGAGGAAAGAUCCGAAGAGGUUCACGGCGUCUGUCAUACAGUACUGUAAUAAAAUAAACAGAGUUUAUAAAAAGAAGAAAUCAGUUUCCAGCUCAGAAGACUCUGAGAAAGAAUUCAAGGCAAUGGCGACGUUGAUUAAAUUGGUGAGUUCACUGAAAAGGCACCAGCAGGAGAAGGUGAUGAGACAGAUCCACUCAGACGAGUUGCCCUGGCGAUGCCGCAUCAACCUGAUGCUGGCUCAAGCACACCUGGGUCUGCUGAGCAAGAACUUACAACUUCACACUGUAACACCUCUCCAACACUGUUAUAGCAAGUUGUCACUGCACUUCUUCUCCUUCGCACGAACUGGAACACUGGUGAAAUGGAAUCAUAUUUCCCAACACACCAGAUCUCCUGAGUUGAGCCCUUCGAUCCUCAAAUCUACCAUUCACAAAGCCCAAGAUUGGCAGGGAGCACGAAACAUCAGUGGAAAGGGGGCAGGGGAAAGUGAAGUGGAGAGUGAGCUGGACAGUCCACGCACACAACUGACCAGUGACUCAGAAGCCAGUGAAAUAAUCGAAACUUCUCCACAUCGCAUCCUGUUUAAGCCAUUGGACACAAUCUAUAAGGCCUCAGUACACCUCAGGAGAGCCAUGGUUCUAGCCUAUCGGGGAAGUCUUUGGACAUCUCUUCAGUGGGUGUGUGAGAUCCUUUGGGACCAGUUCAACACAAUUGCAUUUCUGGUGGAGUGUAGCCAGAGCGCUGAGACUCCCAGCACGUUGACGCUGGAGCAGUUUUACACAGUGUUCACACCUCUGCUGGCUCUGGCUUCAGAGCUGCUCAUGGACAUGAUGGAGAAAUUGCAGCAGUGGAAGGUGUAUGAUGAGGAAGGUGACGAUCUGGAGGCCAGGCCUCUGAAUGAUGGCAUGGUGAGAGAUCUGAAGUGGAUGAAGAACUUGAUGUUGCACACACUGGAGCUCCUCUUCUACCAGGCCAAAUGGGAAACACUUGCUCACCUUGCCUUGCUAUACAACUUUUAUACACGGGAACACUACACUCAUAUGAUCACCCCUGUGCUGGUAUAUGCUCAGAGAAGACUGCUGGAAAGAAUACACGAAUUUAGAGGCCCUUCAGUCCCUCAGCCACACUUCACCUACACAGAGACAGUCACUGGAGAAAAGGUGACCUGCAGGAACUACGCACACAAGCAGCUGCUCUUGUGUUCCAGUGUGGAGAGUUGGCGUGAGAACACUGCAAGCAGCGCUGCCUCAGAACCUCCAGAGAGGAAAAGAGCCAUGUGUGUGGUCUCUGUACCGCUGGACAUUGAUGACACACUGCGUUGCUUCAGAGAGUCUCUGGCCAAGAGAUGUCACACAAUUCGUGCCUUCCAGCACAGCCGUACACUGCUCAUGCUUCUUCUAGCCGACACACAGCACUCAAUCAAGGUGCCGUUCUGUAAGGAGUCCUGUCAGGGCUCACAGGGCAGAGUGGAGUUUAACAUAGCAGCCAGCACUGCCCCAUCCAUCGGUCCUCCAGACCUGUCCAAGGAAGACUACAACUCUGUGGGAUCUGUGUACAGCUCGCCCCUAUCUCCCUCCCGCAUCCAGAUUGUCCUGUCCUCCUACAACAGUUCUCUCAAAUACCUUCAGGCAAAUAAUUACAACUCACUGCAAGUUCAAGCUCUGCAUGACCUUGGGAACCUGCAUUUCUACAAUGGAAAUCCUAAGGCUGCUCACUCACAUUGGAGCAAGGCUCUGGACUGCUCCCUGCAGACCACAAAUGUGCUAGAAUCCUGGGAUGGUGAUUCAUGGGGUGAUAACUCCUCUCAACAGCCCCUGAAGCAUGCUGGCAUAUGGGGCUGUCUCCAGGGGGCAUUGUUGUCUGCUAAGAUUGCUCAGUAUAUCUUAGCAUCUAACAUCAGCCAACGAACAAAUUACUGCCUUCUCUCUGCUAAGCUCUUUAAGUGUCUGUUGAGGGCAUCCCUGCCUCAUCCUGAAAAUGAUUUGGCAUACUCUUCUUACACACUGAAUAUGGAGCUCAUCCCUGGAGUGAAUAUCUUCUCCGAGUCGGACCAAACUCUUGUUGGCAGCACUGUGGCCAGCCUGGGCUUUGUGUGUCACUGGCUCUAUACCUCAGGACAUCACCUCUCAGCACUUCCUGUUCUGGCUCUCUACCAAUAUGUAGCCAGCAAAGUGUGUCAGCACCCUCAUCUCAUUGCAGGAUGCAGAAUACUGAAGGCAAAGACAUUGACUGAGCUGCACUUGUUUGCUGAGGCAGUGAAAGAGAUACACAGUCUCAGUGAUGGACAGGACGUCCCCCUACCUCACAACUGCUACACCAGAACACACAAAGCUUCAACAUGGACGAUGUUCAGUAAUUGUAAACCUCUCAUGGAUCCUUGUAAUCUUGAGGUUUUGGAGGAGCUGGUGAACAAGAGACUCAGUAAAGACAUCAGAGCUUUAUACAGCACCAAAGUAAUCUGUCGAAUCCGUCUGGCCAGACUUCAGCUCAUUUUGGCCAUGUGUAGUACGAUUCAUGACCUGCCUGAGCCAUUAACAGAGGAUUUAGAGACACAGGUGAGGAGCUCCAGUACACCCAGGUCGUGCAACUCCAGCAGUGACGAGUCUCCUAGCAGCCCCUCCAUGAAGAGUGUGGAGCCCAAAAACCUUCAGCUCCAGCUCCAGAAAGACACACUUACUCCAGGACAAAUCAAGGCUCUGCUACUGAGAGAGAUCUUCAGCCAGCUCAACUCCGAGCUGUUUGCCCUUCAGCACAUCCAUACAGACCCUGAGGAGCUGGAGCUGGCGGUGGAGAUCAGACUACUGCUGUCCAGCCUCAACCUGCAGCAGGGCAAAGCUGCCUCCAGUGCAGAUCAGGCAGCGUCUGCUCUCAGGUUACUGCAGGACUCUCCAUUGCUCCAGAAUGGUAGUAUCCAACAGCUGCCCCCCAGACGCCCAUCUUCUGUGCUUAAGCAGUCCAGUACUAGAGUCAAACAUGAGCAGCUGUGUGAGCCGGAGGCAGAUACCAGGCCUCAGCUAGAGGACAUGCCUGCUAAAGUUGAAGCUGUAGAGCGCAUGGGUCGCUCACUAUGGCUCCGCUGCAUGUUGGCUGUGGUCCAGAGCCUCACUGCUCACAUUCCUGGCACUGUCAUCUACCCAGGUGUGGACAGCAGUGUGGAGGCUGACCGGUUGAUGAAACAAGGCCUGGCUGAGGCUGAGGCCUGGGGCGACCCAGACACUCAGGCCCUGCUGCUCCUGCAGGGGGUCAUGCUGAACACACACUGUGGUAGAGCGCUGGAGGAGAGCACCUCCAUUCUGCAGGAGGUAGUAAGUCUGCUGUCUGGUCGUAGUACCCUUUCUCUGCAUUCUGGUCUGUGCCUUGCUAAGGCCACUCUGCUGCUGAGUGAACGGAGGGGCUCAGAUGGUCAGCCCUUUUACUUACUCACUCAGAAACUACUGGUGCAGCAGCUGAAUACAAUGGAGGAGUGUGUUGUGCAGAAGGCAGGGGGAGGACUUGAGCCUCUCUCCACGCCAGCUUGGAGGAACAUUUACCACCCACAGCUCCCUCUACUGGCCAGGACAACCAUGUGCUUGGGUCAGUGUUUGGCCCUGCAGGCCAUGGCGAGCUCAUCGGAAGGGGAUGAACAACACCCAAAUCUGUGGUUAUUGGCUCAGGAGGAGCUCCAUUCUGCACUCAUCAUCGCACAAGCCUCAGCUAGCAGGGACCCCCAGCUGGAGGCUAAUAUUCUGUACCUUAAAGGAACUGUAGGGAGGAUCCUGAUGUCACAGGGCACACUCAGACAUCAGACAGUGGUAGAAAGCUUCCUGGAGAGCAUCACACUGGCUCAUUCUCGCAGCCACAAUCUGCAGUUGAUCCACAUGUGCUAUAUGGAGAUGGCGCUAAUAUACCUGCAGCAGUGGCAAAAUAGCACCACUGACCUUGCAGAACCUCCACCGCCUCUGGAACCUGCUGAAUCAAACAAGUGCUCAGACUGGACUCGGAGUCACUUACUUCUUUUCUGGGUUUGUCUGAGAGCUGCUGCAAAGACAAUGGACGUGCUCACAAAUCAUGGCCAGUUGUGUGGCAUCACUGCAACAACAGUAGGCCCACUUCCUCCUAUAUCUCUCAAAGCUCUUGCUGAUUUUGCCUCCAAUGAUCUACUCAAUCCUUGCGGUGGGAUGGAGGAGCCAAUGUUAGUUCACCCCAGUUCUGCUCCAGAUAUGGACAUUGAACUGAAAGUCAAGCGAUGCUCUGAGAUCACCUGGAUGCACCUUUCCUGCUACUAUACACACCUGCUCAAUCUAAGGCACAUCUCCAUGCAACCAAUUGCAGGGCAGUGUAUGGAGGAGUUUAUGUCUCCAGCUGGCGAUUCGAAUUUAACUCUCAGACUCACUCAGUUACACACCUUCUUCAGUGAUCACCUAGCAACUUACAAAGAGCAGUGUGUUAUACCUGAUCCUCCUUCUGCCCUCCUUCUGGAGCCUCAGAUUAUACAGACGACGUCAGACCUGUAUCCAUGGGCCACACUGAACACGUACCAGCUCUGCAUUCAGUGGCAUCGACCCAUGCUGGAAAGCAGUGGACAAGCAGCCAAAAUGAUCAUGCUGGUCUUUGUGCUGAAUAAAGCACCAAUAUCUGACACUCAGCCCAACAUACUGGCUGCUGCUGCUGAUAUAGAGGCUGGAUACAGACUUGUCUCUGCAGACUGUUUGAAAGCUCUCCAUGGCCAGCUUAUCUCAGCGUGUGUGAAGGCUGAGGUGGAUUUGAAUGUUUUUGCAUCUUCUGCACCCAGCAUGACCACUUCUGGCAGCUCUAUAAAGGAGAGUGAGCAUGGGAGCAGGACCCCUGUUAAAGCCAGCACACAGCAACAGAUGCUGCUGGAGAAAACCAGGAAUAUCUGUACUGAGAUAAGAAAUCUGCUGAAGCCUGAUUUAAAAGCAAAUCCUAUACCAAAGGUACCUUUUGAACCAAGUGCUCAGAUCUUGUGUGACCUCGAGCGCUGCUUUAACCCUGCAUCAGGAGCUACUUUGGAGGACAGAGCACUUAUCGGCUGGCUUUUCUCUCUUCUUAACUGACUACAACAUCUCAAAAACACCAAAGAGGCAGCUGUCUUAAAGGAAUACUCCAGUGUUUUUCAAACUAAUCUCCACAUGGUUGCUACGCAGUAUGGAAAAGUAUGGACUUUGACUUUAGUCAUUUCCAGGUCUGGAUAAGUAUGGAAAAAGGAAAAUAAAGUAUGGAAAAAUA